Molecule: messenger RNA, 1514 nt
Organism: Saccostrea echinata
Lineage: Eukaryota; Metazoa; Mollusca; Bivalvia; Ostreida; Ostreidae
Product: cytochrome P450 2B4-like
Exons: 4
Coding region: 1-1452 (483 amino acids)
Biological process (GO): xenobiotic metabolic process
Cellular component (GO): intracellular membrane-bounded organelle; cytoplasm
Molecular function (GO): oxidoreductase activity, acting on paired donors, with incorporation or reduction of molecular oxygen, reduced flavin or flavoprotein as one donor, and incorporation of one atom of oxygen; iron ion binding; heme binding
Source: RefSeq, a predicted model, not a curated record
AUGUGGGUGACUUUGGCCAUUGUUAUUGUUUUGAUUUGCUUGAUAUGGAGUCUAACUGGGCGACCAAAGGGACUUCCGCCUGGUCCUACAUGUUAUCCAGUCAUCGGGAAUGUCGGAAUUUUCAAACCAUCAGAAGCUGUCAAAGCUCACAGAAGACUGAGAAAGAUUUAUGGAGACAUCUAUACCAUAAUGAUCUUCCAUAAGCCCAUCAUAUUUGUACACGGAUUCGACAACAUACGAGCCUUACUGGUACAGCAUGGGGAUGUCUUCUCUGAGCGACCAAGGUCACUUGCCACUGAUCUUGCAGAAAGAAAUGGUGUGGUGUGGUCAUCGGGUUCGUUAUGGAAAGAAAUGAGAACUUUUUCACUGAUGACAUUGCGCAAGUUUGGAUUCGGAAGACGUUGCUUGGAAAGCCAAAUCAUGGAAGAAGUAGACUGUCUGAUGGAGAAAUUAGAAAAAUACGGAAAUGAGACUUUUGAUAUUCAUAGUGUACUAAAUGUAUCCGUGGCAAAUGUUAUUUGUUCGCUUUUAUUUGGUAAAAGGUUUGAUUAUGAAGAUGCAAGAUUCAAGCGUUUAAUUGAUCUGUUGUCAAGAUCCUUAAGCAGCGUCACUACAUCAUCACCGGUCUUUAUCUUUCCCUCUUUACGCCAUAUUAGAAUAUUUAACAUCCACUCAAUUGAAGAAGAUUCUAAUGCUAUGGGAGCCUUUCUUAAUGAAAUGAUAGAGGAGCACAGAAGACAUUUUGACGAGGAACACAUCAAAGAUUUCAUCGAUGCCUACCUUCUGGAACAAAAGCAAAGAUCAAAUGAAAUCGACACUACAUUCACAGAUAAAAAUCUGAACCAAAUUUUAAGAGACUUCUUUAUCGCGGGAACUGAAACUACUUCCACAACAUUGAGAUGGGCAUUUCUGUUUUUACUUCAUAAUCCACAUUGGCAGAAAAUACUUCAGAAAGAAAUUGAUGAUGUCAUAGGCCAGGGACAACCCAAGAUGGAACACAGGGAUCUUUUGCCAUUGGUAGAUGCAUUCACUCUGGAAACUGAGCGACUAGGAAACAUCACUCCACUAAAUGCUCCACAUGCAGCCAAGGAAGACUUCACGUUCAAUGGGUAUCUCUUUCCCAAAGGUACCACAGUACUUUGUCUCUUUGAUUCCGUAUUGAUGGAUUCAGAAAUUUUUCCUGAACCUUCAAAGUUUAAGCCAGAGCGGUUUUUAGACGACCACGGGAGAUGUGGCGAAGAGCUGAAAGACAAGCUGGUCUCCUUUUCGUUAGGGCCCAGGGUGUGUCUAGGAGAGGCACUCGCCAAAAUGGAACUAUUCCUUUUUUUCACCAGAUUUCUACAGAAAUUUGAGAUAAAACCAGAGGAUCCCGAGUGUUUGCCUUCUCUGGAGGGAAACUACGGGAUUACUAACACGCCACAAGCUUUUAAUAUUAGACUUUUAAAACGUUAAGCUGCAGUAAUCUGUGAAUUUUAGCAUACAUUUAUGUCAUACAGUCCAAAAUAGUUGUUAAA